Somion occarium is the source of this 1891-nucleotide messenger RNA. The record is from the annotation of a GenBank genome assembly. Lineage: Eukaryota; Fungi; Basidiomycota; Agaricomycetes; Polyporales; Cerrenaceae.
GGCCGUUCAGCUGGUGAUGGCGUUUUUCCGUCGAAUCUGACGCUAAAUAUACACAAAAGCUAUACAAGUUGCUUAAGUUCUUCCUCUCUGCGUCCACUUAGGGCAGCCAUGCAGUUCGGGAAGUCUGAGAAAUCGUUAUCCGCCCAAUCUGCGCUCUCACCUGAGGCUGUUGACCCCGAGACCGGUGGAGACACGUAUCUGUAUGGCUCUACAGGAUUCCUGCAUUCUAACAGUCCAAUGCCCUACCCGCGUUUGAGAUGUGAUUUUGCCUUCACUUCAAGGUGGAAACCCACGUUCCGCGAUCGUAGUACAUAUGUUAAACUGGUUCUCGUUGCUGCUUUCGUUCUCUUGACGUGGAGGGUACUGAAAAUGUUCGGUCCACCAGGUACUGGACUUGAAGGGAUGCCUGCGUACGGCGAAUCGCUGGGCUGCGAUGACAGUCGAUAUUUUCAAGGGUUGACUUUCUUCGAAGGCUAUCUCCAUCCCGAACAAGCCCAACACUCUCUCGAUAUCCGUGGCGCCGCAGUUGGCACCGUCCAUAUUCUCCAAGGCGACUCGGACUCUGUGAAAUACGAAAUGCAGUAUUACACGGACUCCAGCUCCCGACGAUCGCAAUUCGCUAUCAAAUCGCCACGACGCGAUGAUGUUGUUACAGGCAGGGAUAUCAGCCGAGUUGAGCUUGCAACUCCACUUGACCUGCAUGGCACCUGCAUGCGGUAUGAUAUGAAGGUCAUCCUUCCACCUCAACUGAAGGAGCUUCAUAUCCGAGCAUUGUCGACAACGCAGAUCAAGAUGUCGCCUCUUGCUGAGGUGUCUCUUGAUAAACUUGUCAUUAGCUUGUACGGAAACGAUAGGAGGAACAUGCUGCUGGUCAGCAAUACCUUCCGUGCCAACCUCACCGAUUUCGAGUUGACAAGUGGUUGGAUCGUCGGGUCUACCCAAGUUCUCAACAAGACUGUCGUCACUACUCAGCUUGGCGACGCCGUGACUGACCUUCACGUCGCGCCAUCACCUGUCGUCACGAAUGGCUCAUCUGUGGCUGAGCUAGAAACGACGACAGGCGCUGGACGGACCAACAUUCUCUACAAUCGCAAGGGAUCAACGCGGCCGAUUCACAGCUCACAUCGUUCAUGGCAUCGCGCCGGCGAUAUGUACCUCGACUAUACCAAGGCCGCCUUCAAUGGAAAGGUCAACAUUGUGGCCAAGUCAUUCUCCGCUCCUGGCAUAAAGCAUUCCAAAGGAGCCGGGUGGAUGUUUGUGGGUGAGGAGGAUAUCGAUACGCUCAUUAUUUCUUCGAAAGGCUGGGUGGGUCUGGAUCUUGGGAAGUCUCAGAGUUAAUGCUCUUCUUGGAUAUACUGGGUGUUUUGGUUGUAAUCUAUUGGGUAUGGUUAUCCUGUUAUUGUGAGUGUAUCGUCCUUCAUCCUUUUCUACUCGUCUGUCAUGUGUUCUCAUUUGAUCGCUCUCUAGUGUUGUAUCUGUAUUGUGCACAAGUAAUAAUCAUCGGGUUUUAAUGCGUAUUUGCUAUCUGUUUUCCUCACCCACUGUUGGGCCCUUAUAACGCGGUCUUCCCUUGCGCAACAUAAGAGACAUUGGGCUGGGUGGCGGAAGACCUCAUUAUGGCCAUGACUGUUGCUGCAUGCGAGUCAUACAAGUCCGCCGGGACUUGGGAGGACGGCAUCGCUCGCCGCGGUUCGGGAAAUUCAUAAACCACCACGCCUACCAUAUUUGGAUUUGAUGCGCCUCAGGCGCCGUGUUCGGUGAUCGGUAGCCUUCAAGCACCUCGUUGACUUCUGGUGUUCAGUGACCGACUGAAAGCGGGGCACACAUGUUUUCUACUAUGUCCUACGCUCACUUAUCGCAGGCAGUUGCCUUUGCAAUCACUUACCGUCUC